CCAGUCUAUGUUGCCAUCUCCAUCCAGCACACAUACAUGAUUGCGUCCUCAUCUACGAACCGUGCUCCACUCUGGAAGUUUUACUCUCCCUAAUAUUAGCCACACUGAUUUUUUACUAUCCCUGAGCUUAUUUUUGUGAAUUUAUCAGAUUGCAGUUUGGAUCGAAAGGUGCUCGAUGAUUCGCUUCAUAGGACCACUGUUGUUCGGAUUUAUUUCGUUGUUACUCAGUCAUUUCAGGUUGGGGUUGGAGGGCGGAAAAGGAGCAUGUUAUCAUAGCAGUGGCGGUGGCUCAUCUUGGGUUACUCCGUCGUCCUAUAAGGUUGCCGACAGACUAUCAGAUCUCUAGGAGGUGGUGCUGGGUGGUGAUGUCACUUAGUUGGAAACAUGCUGGGUCGUAUUCUGAAUAAUAGUGCAAGGUACUUUGACUAAAUGAUCUGCAAAUCAGUGCAUCUGGAAUGCUAGGAUGUGUGGGGACAAAAAGCUUUACGAGGCUUGUCAGCAAUGAUUGAUGAGAUAAUUCGUUCAGCUGCUUUGGUAAGAGGUGACGGGAAUCAUAAAUACCACAAUGUCUAUGAAGAUUCAACAUACAGAAAGAUGGAAGAGGUUCCGAAUAUCUCUCUCUCGCUCUCUCUCUCUCUCUCUCUGAAUGGCUUUGUUUCUUUAUUUUGGCUAUUUCAGACGACAACGGGAUACAACACCUUGAUGAAAAUAUAUCUACCUAAAGAUUUUAUUUGUUUGGAUACAAUCUCUGAAUUCAAAAUAAAAACAUGGAUGUCGUGAUACUGGUGGAAGAAACACUCAUAAUUCUUGUUCUGGUUGCAGUCAUGUGGAUCAAGGUGUUGUUCUUGAGCACUAGAGUAAUUUGGUUUUCCUGUCAAAUCCUAGCUUCCAGGUUCGAAUUAUAUGUGGUUCCAGUUUUGUGGAUCAAAUGUUGUUCUUGGGUGCCAGAUUAAUUUGGUUAUCCUGUUGGCUCCUAGCUUUGAGUUUCUAAUUAAUAUACGAGGAAUUGGUGCUUUACUAUCAGUUUUUUGUUUGGUUCUCUUGUAUUCUGAUUCGUUGCUUCAUGCGUUCGCAUGCUGAUAUGCUUGUCCUUGCUAGGUUGCCUCGCUUGUGGCUCUAGGGUUUAUUGUUUUUCUUUGAUUCUGAUAUUUGUUGGCUAAUUCUGCUCCAUCUUGCUUUUUUGGAACUGUAUGUUGUUGGUUGGUCUCUGUUGUUCUUCUUUUAUCGUCUUCAGCUGAGACAUGCUCUUGACUGAGCGCGGGCCGCAGAGAUGGUGAGGAUGCCGAGUUGUCCGCGGCGUGGUCGUUGCUCCUCUGGACUUGGCAGGAGGAGUGAGGAGGUCGAUCCAUCCUCGGCUUCAUCGUCGUCGUGCAUCCGUCAAGAGAUGCUCGCGCGCCAGGAGACGAAUCAACAUCUGCUCCUGCUCGAUUGCUUCCAAAUCGAGUGAUGCAUGCUUCUGCUCGCUAUGGAGGCCGCUGCUCUGAUACACUCCAACUGCCAGCGAUGUUCCUCCUCAAGGUCAAGGCAGGCUGGGUGGGCUCCUCGUCAGCGUCGGCUUUCCCUGCCUGCCACUGCUCUCUGAUGGAGCGGACCUUUGGAUGCUCCUGUGCCUCUGGUGGUGGGCUAGGCUGGAACUGCUCUGUUGGAUCCUUACCUUUCUUUUGCAGCAACACUGAAUGGUUUGGCUGGUCCACAACACAGUCUCAGGGAUGGAUGGUCAAGUUGUAUAUGGCUUCCACCAUGCACGAGAUGAAAAGCCAUAUCUUGCUCAAGGACCAGUUGCAAAUAAGGGCAGAUAAAGAGUGGAUGCCCAACUGCUCUGAUGUAGGCCGCUCCGAAUCAAUUAUCCGAUAUAUGGCGUCUCUUGAAGGAUUCUCAGUGGUCUCAUGCCUCUCUGUCAGGAUUCUCCCAAUUUGAAAGAGGGGUUCACUUAUGUACAAGAAUGGCAUGUUCUUUCUUGUGUAAUAUAUCGUGGUUUUUUUCUGCUCAACACCAUCUGGACUAUGUAUCACUGUAACCUGCUUUAUGGUUUGGACCUGAGCGCUGGAGCAUGGUGCUGGAUAGGAAACGAGUCCCUAAGACCGCUCUUUGGAAUUCCAAUAUAGAUGAAGAUAGAAGUGAAAUUUGAGGGCCAACAAAUAUGUUGUAUCGUGGAUAUCCCCCUUUACAUCAUUGUUUUAUGAAAUGCACUAACGCUCCUGGAAGGUUGUUCUGAGUAUAUUUGUAUAUUUUUUACAACAAGUAUGAUUUGGUGUGAAGUUAUCCAAUGUCGUAUGAUGAACCUGGAUGUUUAGUAUUGAAUCAUUAGUAAGUGUUUAGUAACCUGCUUUUUUAGAUGUUACCUUUGUAGCGAAGUUGUUUUUGGCAUAACUUUAACCUAUAUUGGGCAGUUGCCUUGCUUAUGC
Messenger RNA from Triticum dicoccoides, 2405 nucleotides. RefSeq lists its product as uncharacterized. The record is from RefSeq and is a predicted model, not a curated record. The transcript is spliced from 11 exons. Lineage: Eukaryota; Viridiplantae; Streptophyta; Magnoliopsida; Poales; Poaceae. Bases 1447 to 1917 code for a protein of 156 amino acids.